Molecule: messenger RNA, 720 nt
Organism: Aspergillus japonicus CBS 114.51
Lineage: Eukaryota; Fungi; Ascomycota; Eurotiomycetes; Eurotiales; Aspergillaceae
Product: SUR7/PalI family protein
Exons: 4
Coding region: 1-720 (239 amino acids)
Biological process (GO): fungal-type cell wall organization
Cellular component (GO): plasma membrane; cell cortex of cell tip
Source: RefSeq, a predicted model, not a curated record
AUGAGUCGUCUAGUGAACUGGUUGCCGACGGUGGCAGCAUUUAUCGCCUUCAUACUGACACUAAUAUGCCUCUUCGCGGGGUCACAAACGAGUGUACUGCCCGACACUUCAAUCCUAACGAUCUAUACCUCAAACAUCAGCCAGGGCACGGAGAUCGCUAAUUUCUACUCCAUCCAUGUCAUGUCAUACUGCGAGGGAGAACUGCGGGUGAAUCACAAGGACUUUAACAACUGCUCCGAUCGAGCGUUGUUCUUCUCCUUUGAUCCGGAUGCUGCAAUCCGGGCCGACACCGGGAAUACUACCUCCCCGGCGGACUUGGGGUGGCCCAGCGCGAUCACCGACGACUUUUAUGCCUUCCAGAUGACAUCGCGCAGUAUGGGAAUGUUUUAUUGCUUGGGAGCCGGGGUGGCCGCCCUGGCGCUGUUGGAAAGGGCGUGGUGGGCGCUCAGACGCGGCCCGCGACAAACGAUAACGGAAGUGUCGUCCAUGAUGUUGAGUUUCGUGAUGCUUGGGAUCUCGUCCAUCAUUGCGACCGUGAUUGCAUUCCAGUUUGUCAAGCUGGUCAGCUACCAUGGGCAGGACGCCGGAGUAACAGCGGAGUACGGGCCGCAGUUCCUGAGUCUCACUUGGGCAGCAACAGGGCUGUAUUUGAUUGGGGGCACCACAGGGUUAGUGAUGGUGUUGAUCGACCGCAAAACCAUCAUCGAUCCAAGAACAUAG